Messenger RNA from Dovyalis caffra, 1158 nucleotides. The record is from the annotation of a GenBank genome assembly. NCBI's taxonomy places the organism in Eukaryota, Viridiplantae, Streptophyta, Magnoliopsida, Malpighiales, Salicaceae.
AUGAAUAAUCAGAUUGAUGAUUCGACCAAGAAUCAAGUAACAGCACUUUUGCGAGUUAUGAAUGUAACUGGAUUCUUUAAGGGAGACAAGUUUCCAUGCCAGAUUGAAGAGGGCCUAUUCUUGGGUUCUGUGGGUGCUGCUACUAACAAGGAUGCACUUAAAAGCAAGAAUAUUACACACGUCUUAACUGUAGCCAAUUCAUUGCCUCCCUCUUAUCCAAAUGAUUUUGUAUAUAAAGUCAUUGGAGUUGCUGAUAGAGGUGACACCAAUUUAAGACAGUACUUCAACGAGUGUUUCAAUUUUAUUGAUGAAGCUAAAAGGAAAGGAGGUGGUGUUUUGGUACAUUGCUUUGUUGGAAGAUCCCGAAGUGUGACUAUUGUUGUUGCUUAUUUGAUGAAAAAACAUGGAAUGAGCCUAUCUGAAGCUUUGGCGCACGUGAAAAGUAAAAGGCCUCAGGCUGGUCCUAAUUCUGGUUUCAUCUCACAGCUUCAAGACUUUGAGAAAUCUCUUCAAGAUCAACCACCAGCGGAAACCAGCAUGUCUCACAUAGCUGUGGAAAGAAACAGGAGAAGACAGAUGAAUGAGCAUCUCAAAGUCUUACGUUCCUUGACCCCAUGUUUCUAUAUCAAAAGGGGGGACCAAGCUUCUAUAAUAGGGGGUGUAAUAGAGUUCAUAAAGGAGUUGCACCAAGUUCUACAAUCUUUGGAGUUGAAGAAACAAAGGAAGAGUAGUUUGAGCCCUAGUCCUGGUCCCUGCCCUAGCCCUAGCCCUAGAGCGCCACAGCAGCUAAUAAGUACCCUUCCUCCUGCAGAUCAACAUAGCCCCUUUCCCUUUAGGAAUACUGAAAAUGAUCUUACGGAAGUAGGCGCUGCAUGCUGCAACUCUCCCAUUGCAGAUGUUGAAGCAAAGAUAUCAGGAUCAAAUGUGAUCUUGAAAAUAGUAUCGCGGCGAAUACCAGGUCAAAUUGUGAGGAUAAUCAGCGUGUUGGAAAAAUUCUCCUUUGAGGUCCUUCACUUGAACAUCAGUAGCAUGGAAGAUACUGUCCUUUACUCCUUUGUCAUUAAGAUAGGGUUAGAAUGUCAGCUAAGUGUUGAGGAACUGGCAGUUGAAGUUCAACAAAGCUUCUUUCAAGACACCGUUUAUACGUAUGAGAUAUAG